AUGGCUUUUGAUAUAUCUGCUAGACCAAAUUCAUUAAUACAACAGGUUGAUCGUAGUUUACUUUCUCGCAAUGUUUAUUCAUUAAAUAAACAUUCUGGUCGAUCAUUCUCAGGUCUUGAUAAUAUUUCUAUAAAUGACAGGAAGUAUAAUGAUCCCGAGUUUCCACCUGUACCUGAAAAUAUUACAAAAUACAAUGGAAGAACAUGGUCUGAUGAUUAUGAACUUGGAGCAAUCGUAGCACAAUGGGUACAUCCCGAACAAAUUCGAUGGUCUAAGGGAGCUGAAAAGUAUCCAUUAACUGUAUUCAAUCAACCACAUCCAAUGGAUAUUAUUCAAGGUCGUCUUGGUAAUUGUUGGUUUAUUUCUGCAUUGUCAUUAAUCGCUGAAAUACCACAAAUAUUAGAGAAAGUUAUGAUCACAAAACAAUAUAAUCCAGCUGGACUCUAUAAAAUUCGUUUAUGUAAUCGAGGGAUUUGGCAAGUUAUUACAAUUGAUGAUAUGUUACCUGUAACACAAGCAAAUACAUUGGUCUUCACACGAAGCCACAAAAAACAAUUGUUUGCAUCAUUAAUUGAAAAAGCAUUAGCAAAAAUGCAUGAAAGUUAUAACGCUCUUGAGUAUGGAAGAUGUGUUGAAGGUUUGCAAACAUUAACAGGUGAACCAUGUGAAGUAUUAUUGUUGCGUUCAACUGAUCCUAAAAAGCAACCUAAUCUUAAUCAUAUAUGGGCUAAAAUAAUUGAAUCACGGAUGAAAGGAUAUCUUAUGGCAUGUUUAUCUUCGAAUAAACAACUUCAUGAGCAAACAUUUCAUCACAUGGGUCUGGAAUCAGAUCAUGCUUAUAGCAUUCUUGAUGUACGACAAAAUGGUUCUCAAAAAGUUGUUCGUUUACGUAGUCCAUCGGGUAAAAAAGAAGCGAAUGGUUCAUUCUCAGAAAAGGAUGGUGUUUUAUGGAUGCCUUGGGAACAAAUGUCUUCGUUUUUUAAUGAUAUUACUAUUUGUAAAAUCCAUACACAUCAAUAUAAAGCUCGUAAAAGUGGUCAAUUUAGUGAUUUUUCAUCUACAAUAACAUCAGUAUAUAGUCUUGAUUGUCCAUAUGGAGCUGAACUUGAAAUUGAAUUAUUUAAUGCUGGUGAUGGAAAAUAUCAUAAUCGUUCAAAAGAGCCUGAUAUAGAUCUUUUCUUAAUUGUACUUAGUUCAAAUGGUUCUUGUCAAGCAUAUAAACAUGGUCUUGAUUAUUAUAUCACAUUGUCAACAACAGUAUCAUCUGGUCGAUAUAUUAUAUUAGCUGGUUCCAUGUCAGUAGUUAAUUAUUCGAUACGGCCAAGGUUUAAUUUGGUUGUACACGGUACUCAAUCAUUUACUCUUAAUGAACAACCAUCAUCAUGUGAAUUAGUUGGCAAUGCAUUUCAUGCAGUUGCUCUUCAAGCUAAUAAUCGGAAAGAUUUUGGAGAUGGCAUAUCGAUUUUAACAUUUAAUGAUAAUGGAGGUUUUGGUUUUGUUUGUGAAAACAAAUCCGAUCGAACAAUUCGUCUAACUACUGAUUUUCAAGGAUCUAAAAAUGUUUUUUCUUCUCGAAAAACUUUUCAUAUGGUUGAUAUAAUUCCAGCUAAAACAAAGCAACUUUUUGCAAUGUUUACACGAAGAGUGCUUUCGCGUGAUAUAAACAUAGUAUAUCAGGUUGAAUAUCAGCCUUUAAAUCAAUUAAAUGGUAUUGAUCAUAUUCGUGCAAGAAAUAAUCCGCCUAUAAGUCCUCAAGCUCUCGGUCUUCAUAUAUCGAAACCUGUUCAUCGAAAUUUUUAA
Messenger RNA from Rotaria sp. Silwood1, 1800 nucleotides. NCBI's taxonomy places the organism in Eukaryota, Metazoa, Rotifera, Eurotatoria, Philodinida, Philodinidae. The record is from the annotation of a GenBank genome assembly.